AAAUCUGCAACCAAUUUUCAAGCGCAGAACGAAAGCUCGCGGAGCUACUUGUCGUUGACAUCCCGGCUCCCAUCCAACCCACCCACCGCCGCGCGAAGUAUAGAAAACCAGAAGAGGCUACAAAAGCUAGGGGCGCAACGCGAGAUGGUGGGCUUCCUCCGGGCCUUCGCCGCCGCCUCCGCUGUGCCCGCAGCAGCCUUCGCAGCAUACGCGCUCUCCUCCUCCUCACCCUCCACCUCCAAGCUCCACUUCCCCCUGCCCGCCUCCUUCUCCUCCUUCACCACCACCACCACUUCCGCGCGCGCCGUCACUCCGAUGGCCGCCACCGCCACGGCCGAUCUCUCAGCCCCUGAUAAGGAGACGGCGCUUCCGGAGCUCACGACAGAGUUCAUGGUGGACAUGAAAUGUGAGGGCUGUGUUACUGCAGUGAAAAACAAGCUUCAAACUCUUGAAGGAAUAAGAAACAUCGAGGUGGACUUGGAUAACCAGGUUGUUAGAGUUCUUGGGUCUCUCCCAGUGAAGACAAUGUUAGAUGCUCUGCAUCAAACAGGCCAAGAUGCACGUCUGAUUGGGCAAGGAGACCCAAAUGAUUUUUUAGUUUCUGCUGCUGUUGCUGAAUUCAAAGGGCCUGUUAUAUUUGGUGUUGUUCGUCUGGCCCAAGUUAACAUGGAAUUGGCUAGAGUUGAAGCCACCUUUAGUGGUCUAUCACCUGGUAAACAUGGAUGGUCAAUAAAUGAGUUUGGGGAUUUGACAAGAGGUGCAGAAAGUACUGGCAAAGUAUAUAAUCCUCCAGAUUAUUUAUCCGAUAAGCGUCUUGGUGACCUGGGAACACUUGUUGCUGAGGAGAACGGGGAAGCCCAUUUCUCAGGAUCAAAAGAGAAAAUGAAAGUUGUCGACUUGAUUGGCCGCUCUGUUGCUCUGUAUGCAACCGAGGACAGAUCAGACCCCGGCAUUGCAGCAGCCGUGAUUGCAAGAAGUGCCGGGGUUGGGGAGAACUACAAGAAGCUCUGCACCUGUGAUGGUGUCACCAUUUGGGAAUCAAGCUAAGCCUAUUAGUACCGUCGAGUUUUCCAUACUACUGCAAUUUGCUCCCAUAUGUUGUUGUACACGCAUUAAUGUAGAAACAAUGAACCAGCUAAGGUGCAUUUGGAAAUAAGCAUGAUACAUUGAGGAAUAAAGCUUGUUUCGAUGAGGAGCUUGACAUCA
Phragmites australis (common reed) is the source of this 1206-nucleotide messenger RNA. Its product is annotated as copper chaperone for superoxide dismutase, chloroplastic. The transcript is spliced from 6 exons. The record is from RefSeq and is a predicted model, not a curated record. The coding region runs from base 145 to 1047 and encodes 300 amino acids. Gene Ontology annotation, molecular function: copper ion binding; superoxide dismutase activity. Lineage: Eukaryota; Viridiplantae; Streptophyta; Magnoliopsida; Poales; Poaceae. Gene Ontology annotation, biological process: removal of superoxide radicals.